Merops nubicus (carmine bee-eater) is the source of this 1729-nucleotide messenger RNA. RefSeq names its product E3 ubiquitin/ISG15 ligase TRIM25-like. The record is from RefSeq and is a predicted model, not a curated record. The transcript has 9 exons. Gene Ontology annotation, molecular function: zinc ion binding. The annotation marks the transcript as partial. Lineage: Eukaryota; Metazoa; Chordata; Aves; Coraciiformes; Meropidae.
GAGCCGCAGCCGGCCGUGAAGACCUGCCUGAGCUGCGAGGCCUCCCUGUGCCAAGCCCACCUGAGCAAGCACAGCACAAAGACCCCCCUGAAGGACCAUGUCCUGAUGGAUCCCUGCGACGAUCGGGCUCUGGCUGAGAGGAGAUGCCCCCAGCACAGCAAACUGCUGGAGUGCUACUGCGAGACGGACUCAGUCUGCAUCUGCGUGCUGUGCUCUGUCACCAGUUCCCACAGGGAGCACAAGAUCAUCUCUUUGGAGGAGGCAUUUGACCAAAUGCAGAGCAUUUUUCCUGAAACUCUGGAAACGGUGAAAAAGCAUGAAACUGCGCUGAAUGAAAGCAUAGCAAACCUGCUGAAACAAGAGGAGGAAGUAAAGACUAAGGAGAGCCUGCAGAGGAAUCAAAUGAAGAGCCUCGUCAAAGAGAUGUGUCUGCAGCUAGAUAAGAACAAAACAGAGGUCCUGAAAGCUCUCAGUCACAGCAAGGAGCAACAACUUUCUAAGAUUCAGGCAGAAAUACAGAAACAGAAGAAGGAGAAGGAUGCAGCCAGCCAUGAUGUACAGAAGCUGGAGGCUCUGAGAAAUCAGAAAGACCUACUUCUUUUCAUGAAGCUGGCUGCAGCCAUGGCAGAAGCUAGGGAAGAAUCUGGAGGCACCAGCCUGGAGGACGAACUCAGCUGCCCCAUCUGCCUGUGUCUGUACAGGAACCCGGUGUCGCUGAGCUGCGGUCACAGCUUCUGCAAGGAGUGCGUCCAGAAGGCGCUCAGUGUCCAGCAGCAAUCCAAGGCCCCUUACUCCUGCCCUGUGUGCAAGCUCCAGCUGGGGCCUAUCCUGGAGCUGCAGAAGAAUUUUCAGCUGUGCAGCAUUGUGGAGGCUUUUAUGGCCACGGCUUCCAAAGGACAGCAGGAUGAGGGCACUGCAAAGGAGAAGAAGGAGGUGGUUCCCUGUGACUUCUGCCUGCAUCCAUCUCAGCCAGCAGUGAAAACCUGCCUGAUCUGCGACGCGUCUUUGUGCCCGGCCCACCUGCACAAACACAACGCCAAGGCUUCCCAGCAGGACCACGUCCUGGUGGAGGUGGGCGCGGGUGGUGUGGUGGUGGAGAGAAAGUGCCAGGAGCACGGCAAGCUGCUGGAGUGCUACUGCCAGGACGAGGGGCUCUACAUCUGCGUGCUCUGCUCUAUUGCGGGACGCCACAAGGGUCACAGCAUCAUCACCCUGAAGGAGGCACACGAAAACCAGCUGGGUGAACUCUCGGACAAGGUGACAUGGCUGCAGGAGCGUGAAAACGCUUUAGCUACUGCCCUGGGAGGACUUCAGAGAAGUGAGGAGCAGCUCAAGACCAAUAUGAAAACAGUGACUUCCCAGCUCCAAAAUCUGUUUGAAGAGAUGAAGACAGAGAUGAUUCAGAAACACAGGAAGAACCUGAAUGACAUUCAAUCCAUUGAGAAAAAACAACUGGAAGAUAUUACCAAAAUGAAGAAGAAAAUGGAACAAAGUAGAGAUGAGGCUGUGCAGCAUCUUCAGACUUUGCAGAAGAUGAAGGAGCAGCCAGAUAUGUUCCUCUUCUUCAAAGAAUUCAAACCGACCAAGGACAGGAUUGAGAGUCAGAAUUUCAGUGUCAGCGGGGUGGAUGUUGUGGCAAUGCAGCUGGACCAGGGCAUGAUGGACCGCUGCCGACGCCUGAUGCAAGACUUCCUGAGUCGCCUGGACUCGGAGCUGCGGGCCGUGCAAG